GAGCCUUUCCUCUCAUUCUCUUCGGCGCCAUGUCUCCUCUGCUCUCCCUCUCUCUGUCUCUGUUCUCCUCUCCCGCCCUGUAGGAAUCUCAGUUGCUGGAGAAUGCCUGCGACGCCUGACGGAGCUUCCGAUUCACAUCUCAUGUUUCGGGGAAUUUCUGGAAUUUUGGUGUCUGUCAAGCGUGACUUGGGAGGUGGGUGGAGCGACGCGGAUCGAAUGCUGUAGUCUCUGGAAUCGAGGGUAAAAGCAGUCGGAUUCGGAGGGUGAUGAUCGCAUUAGUAGCCUGUGAUUUAACUGCGAGUUUCUCCCCAUUGAGGACGGUGGGUAGAAGGGUAUUCGAAGGUUUAGGAGUUGGGUGUGCGGGAUGAGUGGUAAUGCACAAGGCAGGAUGAUAGAGCAGUGAUCUGUUGUAGCGGCUGCUGCUGAAGAAACUCGUCUCCGGUUUGCACUGGUAGCUGUAUUGCUGUAUCCCGGACCCUUGGACGGCUUUCGAGAUGGGCUCUGAUGCUGAUGCGAAGCUUGUGCGCCAGGAAAGUCAAGGAGCGGAGAAUGGGAACAAGGGUGAGAAGCGAUGGUCUUUGACGGACUUCGACAUUGGAAAACCGCUUGGCAGGGGCAAGUUUGGGAACGUUUACCUGGCUCGCGAGAAACAGAGCAAGUAUGUAGUCGCAUUGAAAGUUCUCUUCAAGAAUCAGCUCCAGCAAUCCCAAGUUGAGCACCAACUGCGUCGAGAGAUUGAAAUUCAGUCUCACCUUCGCCAUCCCAACAUCCUUCGCCUUUACGGAUACUUCUACGAUCAGGCGCGAGUGUAUUUGAUUCUCGAGUACGCCGCCAAGGGUGAGCUAUACAAGGAGCUUCAAAGGUGCAAGGUCUUCAGCGAGAAGAGAGCAGCAACAUAUGUCGCCUCACUUGCCCGUGCAUUGAUGUAUUGUCAUGAGAAGCAUGUCAUUCAUCGCGACAUCAAGCCUGAGAACCUAUUGAUAGGACUGAAGGGUGAGUUGAAAAUUGCCGACUUUGGCUGGUCUGUCCACACCUGCAACAGACGCAGGACGCUCUGUGGAACCUUGGACUAUCUGCCUCCAGAAAUGGUGGAGGGGAAGGAGCACGACGCCGGCGUAGAUGUGUGGAGCCUGGGGAUCCUUUGCUUCGAGUUCUUAUACGGUACCCCACCUUUUGAGGCGAAGAAGCAUUCAGAUACAUACAAGCGAAUUGUUCGCGUUGAUCUAAGGUUCCCCUCCAAGCCUGUCAUUUCUACAUCAGCCCGAGAUUUGAUCUGCCAGCUCUUGGUGAAAGACUCUGCCCAACGGUUGCCUCUCAACAAAGUACUCUCGCAUCCAUGGAUUGUCAAUAAUGCUGACCCCAGUGGGGUUUAUAACGGCCAUAAUUGAUCAAACCUACCAGAAUUGGGUUACAACCUCUGUCACCUAUCCUGUCAGUGGAUUCUGAGCGUCCGUUCUAAGCGUGCGCAUGGCACUGCAGGAAAAUAUUUAGGUUGCGACCAUCUCUCCGAAUGGUUUGAUAUUGCUUCCUGCGAAGAGAAAGCUAGUAGCAUUAGUUUGCAGGAGGUUGCGAAGACGAAGAACUUCUCGUAAUUUUCCAUGAGCAUGUGAGCAGUACCCCAAACCUGACGGCCGUACCUAAUCUUGCUGAUCGUAAUAGCACAAAUACGUAGUAGAGCCAAGUUUGGAGAUAGUUGCCACGUAUAUUCUUUGUAACAUACCCCCAAUUCAAAAGGAGUUGGUUUAUAUUUCCUCUGAAAUCUCAAAUUCGGUGUGCGCCCC
This is a messenger RNA of Physcomitrium patens, 1781 nucleotides long. RefSeq names its product serine/threonine-protein kinase Aurora-2. Lineage: Eukaryota; Viridiplantae; Streptophyta; Bryopsida; Funariales; Funariaceae. Gene Ontology annotation, molecular function: protein kinase activity; ATP binding. The record is from RefSeq and is a predicted model, not a curated record. Gene Ontology annotation, biological process: protein phosphorylation.